Messenger RNA from Syngnathoides biaculeatus (alligator pipefish), 4911 nucleotides. Its product is annotated as sodium/hydrogen exchanger 3-like. Lineage: Eukaryota; Metazoa; Chordata; Actinopteri; Syngnathiformes; Syngnathidae. Gene Ontology annotation, biological process: sodium ion transport; regulation of pH; proton transmembrane transport. Bases 237 to 2888 code for a protein of 883 amino acids. Gene Ontology annotation, cellular component: apical plasma membrane; brush border membrane. Gene Ontology annotation, molecular function: sodium:proton antiporter activity. The record is from RefSeq and is a predicted model, not a curated record. The transcript is spliced from 16 exons.
GACAAGCAUCAAGAUGGGCUGAACCUCACCUGGUGUUAAAAAAAAAAAAAAAAACUGUAUCCUUGACUGACUGAUGAGCCACAGGGGCCUGCCACUGUGCUCAUGACAGAUAAAGAUGUGGACAUAAGGCAAGAGAGGAAAGAUAAAGCGAGCUGCACAUCAAGGAGGAGACAUAAGAGGGAAACUCUACUUCAUUUUGAGAAUUUCUGUCAGGUCCAAAGAACAGUAAACACAGUAUGUCGACUGUGGGGUGGUUAACGCUUUUAUUUUGCAUGUUACUGAUGUUGGGGCAAGGACUGAGCCUGCCUCGCAUGGUCCGUUCUGAACACCACGGAAACGCGACCCAAACAAGAAGCGAUCACGGAACGACAUCCUCAAGUCCGCACACGGGAUCGGACUCUGGUCAUGAUGCGACGGAAGAGAGUCAUGGUCACGCCGAUGGUGGUGGUCACGAAAGUGAGCCCAUCACGACUCUACCCAUUGUGUCCUGGAAGUGGAGCCACGUCUCUGUCCCAUACCUGGUGGCUCUGUGGGUUUUGGUCUCCUGGAUCUGCAAACUUAUCAUUGAGGCCAACCAUCAUGUGACUAACAUAAUCCCAGAGAGCGCCCUGCUGAUUUGCUUCGGCUUCAUCCUCGGUGGCAUGAUCUGGGGAGCAGACAAGGUCCAGACCUUCAAGUUGACCCCAACCGUCUUCUUCUUCUACCUGCUGCCUCAAAUCAUCCUGGAUGCAGGCUACUUCAUGCCAAACAAGCUGUUCUUCAGCAACAUGGGAACCAUCCUGGUCUACGCUAUUAUUGGGACUUGCUGGAAUGCUGCUAGCGUGGGCCUCUCGCUGUGGGGAUGUCACAAGGGAGGAGCCAUGGGCGAUCUGAAUAUCGGCCUUCUGCAGUACCUUCUGUUCGGCAGUCUGAUUGCCGCUGUGGACCCGGUGGCUGUCCUCGCUGUAUUUGAACAGGUCCAUGUCAAUGAGGUCCUCUUCAUCCUGGUGUUUGGAGAGUCUCUCCUCAACGAUGGUGUGACAGUGGUGCUCUUCAACGUAUUUGAUUCAUUUGUCUCCCUGGGAGGAUCCCAAAUUGAUGCUGUGGAGAUCAUCAAAGGAAUAGUUUCCUUCUUUGUGGUGGCAUUCGGCGGCUCCCUGCUCGGCAUGGUGUUUGGUUUGCUGCUCUCUCUUCUAACCAGAUGCACUAAGAACAUUCAGAUCAUCGAGGCAGGCUUUAUCUUUGUGUUGGGGUACCUCUCCUACCUCACUGCUGAGAUGCUCUCCCUCUCAGCCAUUCUUGCAAUCGUUUUCUGUGGCGUCAGCUGCCAAAAGUACAUCAAUGCAAACAUGGACGAAAGGUCCGUCACCACAGUCAGAUAUGCCAUGAAGGUGCUCGCCAAUGGGUCAGAAACCAUCAUAUUUGUCUUCCUCGGAAUCUCAGCCGUUGAUAAGACGUUAUGGGUGUGGAACACAGGCUUUGUUCUCCUCACACUCCUCUUCAUUUUUGUAUAUCGCUUCAUUGGUGUGUUUUUCCUAACCUGGAUCAUGAACAAAUUCCGCCUGGUGCCCUUGGAGGUGAUCGAUCAGAUUAUCAUGAGCUACGGUGGCCUGCGAGGAGCGGUUGCCUAUGGCCUGGCAGUGAUGCUGGAUGGGAGCAAGAUUGAGGAGAAGAAUUUAAUGGUCUCCACGACACUGAUUGUAGUUUAUUUCACUGUCAUCCUUCAGGGAGUAACAAUGAAACCUCUUGUCACCUGGCUCAAAGUAAAAAGAGCUGCAGUAUGUGAUGUCACACUUAUUGAAAAACUGCAGAACAAGGUCUUUGAUCACAUGCUGGUCGCCAUCGAAGAUAUAUCAGGACAAAUUGGACACAACUACAUGAGAGACAAGUGGAGUCAUUUUGAGGAGAAGUGGAUGUCUAGAGUUUUCAUGAAGCCCUCUGCAAGGAAGAAUCGUGACUAUGUCUUCAAAGUUUUCCAUAAACUGAACCUUAAGGAUGCCAUGAGUUAUGUAGCUGAGGGUGAGCGCGAUGGAUCUCUGGAGUUUAUCCGCAACGAAUCUGCAUUUGUUGACUUCAAGAAGUAUGGGGAAAAAUUCCCAGUGGUGAUGCCAGACAUCAUGGCUGACAUGGCAGAUGACCAUGGUACCAUGUUGCCUAUGGGACGAAACCCUGUGCCAUCAGUGAGCUUGGAAAUGCAUGAACAGACACUAAAAGGUGUGAGGGAAGCAGAAGACAUCAGCAGCCACCAUCUUCUGCAACAACACUUGUACAAAGGAAGGAAACAGCACCGACACAGGUACAGCCGUAGUCAUUUUGAGGUCAACAAGGAUGAAAAUGAGGUGCAGGAGAUCUUCCAGAGGACCAUGAGAAGUCGUUUGGAGUCAUUUAAGUCCGCAAAGAUGGGUGUUGCUCCGCCAAAGACGAUAACCAAGCACCAAAAGAAAGACCAGCAACAAAAGAUGUCCUCUGGAAAACCAAAUGAUAAAAGUAAAACCUACCAUUCUGGUGAUGAAGAUUUUGAGUUCUCAGAGGGCGACAGCGCAUCUGGCUAUGAAGCAUCAAGAGACUCCAUCGCCAUGAGGGUCACCUACACAGCUGGAGCUGGAAUUGAGAAUCCAGCGUUUAUGCCAGAUCUGGACUCAAUGGCGCCGAUGCAGAUCCCGCCAUGGUUAGCGGAGGCCGAGCUCGAUAGCGGCACGGUGGCUCCUUCCCAAAGGGCCCAAGUCAGCCUGCCGUGGACCCCCAGCAACCUGAGACGCCUUGCCCCACUAAGGAUCAGCACUCGCUCCACAGACUCAUUCAUGCAAGCUGACACACCACCAACACAAGACAGGGAGGAAGAGGACUUUCCUCCGCCAUCAACACCACCACCGCCACCGCCUUCUGACAGACAUGGUGGUCACAUGUAGCCCCCCUGUUCGUAUCGUUAACUUGGCUGCCAAAGACACAGAACCUUUACCUCAGACUUUGCACUGUCUCCUGUCAAAAUAUAGUCAAGGGAAUGUUUUUUUUUUUCUCCCUAUGAGACUGGUUAAACUCGAGCCUUUAUAACCUUUGUACUCUUGACAUUUUGACCAAACGUAGCUUCAUCGACAACAUGGUGGACGACUGGUUAGCGCAUUUGCCUCACAGUUUUGAGGACCAGGAUUCAAAACCUGGCCCUACCUGUGUGGAAUUUGCAUCUUCUCCCUGUGCCUCCGUGGGUUUUCUCCAGGUGCUUCGCUAUCCUCCCAAAUCCCAAAAACAUGGAUAGGACGACUGAAGACUUUAAAUUGCCCGUAGGUGUGAAUGUGAGUGCAAACGGUUGUAUAUGUGCCCUGCGAUUGGCUGGCAACCAGUUCAGGGUGUACUACGCCUCUCAUCUACAGUAAGCUGGGAUAGGCAAGAGCACACCCGCGAUCCUCGUGAGGAUAAGCAGGACAGAAAAUAGAUAGCUGUAGCUUAAUUUUCCCCGUUUCCUAAAUACACAUGGGAGAUGCAUGCAUGCACACUGGCAUGAUAUUUAUCUAACGUGUUAAAUAUUAUGAUGCACAAUAUGUUGUUUCAAGUGCCAAAUGCACAACCAAACAUCUUAUCCAAAUUGUAGAAGCGUUUUUCAAUGUAUGUAAUAUGUACAGAUUUUUAUUUAUAAAAGUAAUCCAUUCCAUCAAAGCAAUGUGAAGACUAGAAUGCAGCAUUAGAUAUAUUUGGAUCUGCAUUUCUUUAAACAUGACCGCCACCACUUAAGAUGAAACAAAGUAUGAAGAGCUAAACAUCUAGCUGCCUUAAUGAUUCAGGCAUGUAUUUAUUAACAAAUGUUUUUUUGUAUUCACAAAGGAAAUUGAAUCUCAAAUAUUUGAAAGAAAGUCAGCAGGAAUUAUUUACUGUAGCUCCUAUGAAAAAUCAUGCACUUUGACUAGUUAAAAUAUUGAAUUGUUUGGAACUGGAUGUAUUUUUUUAUUAUUAAAAAGAGGGGAAAAAAUUGAGCUGUUGUUUUUUUUUUUGACACAAUUUGUGCAAAUAGGGUUACAAAUGGUAUCAAUUUCCUCUACAUGACACAAAUGAACCAAGUACAGUACAGUAUGAGUAAUUGUUUACAAACAAAGCAGUAUAUUUCAGGGUACCAUCUGUGUGAAAGGGCAUUGUAACUUCAGAAGUUGUGGUUUUUUUUUUGGAGGAGGGAGGUCACACAUUGUCCAAAUAGUCUCAUGGAAAUCAAUUUCUUCUCCUUUAAAUAGAUUCUACUCUACACUAGUAACAAGCACAAGAGGCAAAGACCAAAAGUCCUAAGGAAAAACUCAAAACUCAUUUGGGAGAAAAAAAAAAACUUUGAGAAGUGGGAACAGAUGGCGGAAUCCCACUUCCACGAUGAACAGACUCCAACUGAUGCCUAGUGGGCAACGUUUUUCACAUAAUAUGAUGAUGUACGAUCAUAACUAAAACAGAAUAUGAGUCAUUUUAAUGACAUGAAGUGCCACAGGGAAAGUCAAUGCCCUCCACAGGAAGUGGUCAAACAGGGCUAUGAUUGGCUAGGAAUUUCUUCUCCUUACUACAGUUUAGGCUAGUCAAGUAAUUUCCAUCUACUGUGCUGUGGCGAUUUAGCGUACAGUGCGAGAUCAUCAGGUGCUCCAUGAGAAAUUAUCAUGAUAUUUCAUUUCAAGAUGAUUGGAGAAGGCAACAAGGUGGGGCAACUGGUUAGAGCAUUGGCCUCACAGUUCUCAGGAACGGGGGUUCAAACCCUGGCCCCGCCUGUGUGGAGUUUACAUGUUUUCGCGCCGUCUGUGUGGGUUUUCCCCAGGCACUCUGGUUUCCUCCCACCUACCCAAAACAUGCAUUAAUUGGAGACUUUAAAUUGACCCUCGGUGUAUUGUGAGUGCGACUGAUUGUCAGUCUCCAUAUGCCCUGCGAUUGGCUGGCAAUCAGUUCAGGGUUUAGCCCGCCUCCUGCCCUAUG